CUCAUUUUAGCCCCGCCUUAAUACACAUGGCUAGCUCAGGCAAGAGAGAGUUACUCGUUCUCUAUGGAAGUCAAACAGGGACGGCUCAAGACGUGGCCGAGAGAAUAGAGUUACUGGUUCUCUAUGGAAGUCAAACAGGGACGGCUCAAGACGUGGCCGAGAGAAUAGAGCGCGAGGGAAGGAGGCGAAGGUUCCAUGUUCAAAUUUAUGCCCUGGAUGAAUAUGACAAGUCUGGAUUGAUAAACACUCCUGUCUGUGUCUUUGUGUGUGCUACAACUGGCCAAGGGGAUCCUCCUGAUAACAUGAAACAGUUCUGGAGGUUUUUACUGAGGCGGAACCUUCCAGCAGACUCUUUAUUGCACCUCCAAACUGCUGUAGUAGGACUGGGAGACUCAUCUUAUUUAAAGUUUAAUUUUAUUGCAAAGAAGCUGUAUCGUCGUUUGGGUCAGUUAGGUGCAUCAUUCCUCCUUCCUCCUGUUUAUGGUGACGAUCAACAUGAUCUAGGUCCUGAUGCAGUAAUAGAUCCAUGGUUGGUUGACUUAUGGACUAAACUAGACACUCUAUACCCUCUCCCACCUGGUUUAUCCGUACUACCAUAUAAGGAAAGGUUGCCAUCAAGAUUUAAUAUUAAUGCUUAUUCUGCUCCGGUAUCAAAUACUGCCUUGAAGCCUCCUUCUCAAGCAAUGCCUGCUCUACUAUUGGACAAUUCUCGUCUUACUCCUUCAUCACAUUUCCAAGAUGUGAGACUAAUAACACUUGAAGGAUCUUUCCCACACUACUCCCCUGGUGAUGUGCUCAUGAUAGUUCCAGAGAAUACUUCAGAGUCAGUCGAGAGGUUCCUUCAAGUGACAGAGAUGACUCAUCUUGCUGAUCUCUCCUUGAAUAUAACAUCAAAUGAAGAGGGUAUCUCAGUCCCCCAGAGACUCUCCUCUCCUUGCAUUCUAAGGACACUGCUGAGAUGCUACUGGGACAUCCAGUCCGUACCUAGACGAUCAUUCUUUGAGAUAUUGUCAUGGUUUGCCGUGAACGAGUUAGAGAGAGAGAAACUUGAAGAGUUUGUUACUCCAGAGGGACAGGAGGAGCUGUAUUCAUAUUGUAACAGACCAAGAAGAACAAUUAUUGAAGUAUUAAAUGAUUUUCCUUUGACUGCUACUAAGAUCCCAGUCUCUUAUCUCUUAGACUUACUUCCUGUAUUGCAACCGAGAGCAUUCUCUAUUGCUUCAUCAGCAACAACUAAUCCUCAACAUGUUCAAAUUUUGGUGGCAGUUGUUGAGUAUAAAACUAAACUCUUUCAUCCUAGAAAGGUAAGUUCUUUAAGAUUCUAUAAACACGCCCAAUUUGGAAACUAUCAUUUAUAA
Molecule: messenger RNA, 1358 nt
Organism: Amphimedon queenslandica
Lineage: Eukaryota; Metazoa; Porifera; Demospongiae; Haplosclerida; Niphatidae
Product: NADPH-dependent diflavin oxidoreductase 1-like
Exons: 11
Coding region: 27-1358 (443 amino acids)
Cellular component (GO): cytosol
Molecular function (GO): FMN binding; flavin adenine dinucleotide binding; oxidoreductase activity
Source: RefSeq, a predicted model, not a curated record